AUGUAUUGGUGGACACAAUUGUUUUCAGUGUUGUUUGCGGUGAUAAUCACAUCCAAGUGCUGCUGUUAUGCCCAACAAACUAAUGGCAAUCAAUCAGACAGUAGUAGUAGUAGUAGUUUAAGUGUUAGUUCAAACACAUCAUCAUCACUAUCACCGACAACAACGACAACGACAACAACAACAGUAUUACCGGUAAUAAUAGCCGGCAAUCAAACAACCGAUGAUAAUCAUAGGCAAACAAAUCUAACGAGUUUUGUCCAAUUUUUCGGUCAACUCGACGAUAACAGCACGGAAUCAGCCGAUAAUAAUAAUAUUAUUGACGACAAAAAAUUAUCGGAAAACACUACAACAACAACAAAAGUGGCCAAAAAUAGUAGCCGAAAAAAGUUUAGCUAUGAAAAAGAUGACGACAACAAUAAUGAUAAUAAAAAUACGGAUCCGUUACAUACGAGAGCUCAGUCGCAGAACCCGCAAAACUUGCCGCCGGCUCUCAGAGGAGGUGGUGGAGGACUGGGAGGCGGACAGCGUAUGGAUCCGCAAUUGGCCAGACUUUUGCAGAAUCCACAGAUCCGACAGUUGGCUCUACAAAACCCGGAGAUUACACAACAACUCAUACAGAAUCCACAACUGCUAAGAGAUCCCAGAGUUAUAAACUUAAUUAGAAGUCGUUUGGGCGAAGGAGGCGGCGGCGGACUAUUAAGUCUAUUGCCACAAGCACUGGGAGGUUUGGGUGGACUUAAUCCACUGGGAUUGGGAUUAGGUGGUGCCGGUGCUAAUAGACAGGGUGGUGCUGGUGGUCAGGGUUUUGGUUUGGGUGGUUCACAAAGAGGCCGACAAAAUAAUGCCAAUGCUGGAGGAGGCGGAGGUGGUGGAGGUAUUUUUGGUGCUCCCCGUGGUCUCAAUGGACGACAAGGAAAUAGACUUCGAAAUAAUGAAGAAAAUAUUGGCGGAGGAAUAUAUGGAAAUAAUCCAAAUUAUGGACAAAAUAAUAAUAAUAAUAACAGAGCUGUAGAUCCGACACCCAAUCAGGUGAACACCGAUAAUGAGGACAACAACUCAGGUACCGAUGACGCCGGUGGUGCCGAUGGUGGUGAAGAUGGCGGACAAGACUACGACAAUUCAGGACAAGAAGGCGGCGGUGGCGGCGAUGAGGGCCAGGAAGCGCAGGACCCGAAUCAGGAUCCGUCCAACGAUCCGGAUAUACAACAGUUGCAGAAUCUGGGCGGCGGUCUGGGAGACAACUUUCCCGAAGGAUUGUUUCCGCCGGGAUUGUUGAGCAAAGAAGAUAUCCAAGAGAUUAGGAAACAACAGGAAAAACAGGCCAAAGAACAGGCAGAUAAACAACGACAACAACAACAACAACAGCAACAGUCUAACAAUGGCGGACAGGCUGAUGGAGGGGAAGGUCAAGACUAUGAUGAGGGCGAAGACGGAGAGGGAGCAGCCGAAGGUGAUGGUAGUGAAGGUGCAGAUCAAGAAGGAGGAGGAGCUGAUGAAGGAGAGGAAACACCUGAAAAUGGCGGCGAAGGUGACGGUGGAGAAGCUGGCGAUACAACUACUGCCGAACCGGAAAAGCCGACCACUACUACAGCUGCGGUAACUAAUAAUAAUCAACAAAACAACCGAAACUCCAGAUAUCGGCCAGAGUUCGGUGGUGUGAGACAGUCGUCGGUGAACAACCCGGGCGUCGAAUACGACGAAAUUCUUGAUGAAAACACACCUAUACUUAAACCACCGGCAGGUCAUCAGUCAAAUCGUUUGGCUAAUACAGGCAACAGUGGAAAGGCUAUACCGCCGGCAAUACCUGUGCCCGGCGUUCACUAUAACAACAACAACAAUCAGCAGCCAUACUAUAAUACUCAACCACAGUCUGGUAUAUAUCAACAACAACCGGUAGUACCACAGCAAGGAUAUCGGCCACAACCACCACCACCUGCACAGUACGGACAACAACCACCAUAUCAAUACUAUCCACAACAACCACAACAGCCCUAUCAGCCACAGUAUGGUCAGCAGCCGCCUCCACCGCCACCACCUCAUCAUCAACCAUACGUUCCUCAACAACAACCGCCAUAUACUGGCGGCCAACCAUAUGUACCGCAGCAACCGCCGCCGCCGGCUAACCAGCAAUACUAUCCACAACACAACCAACAGUUUGGAUACAAUAAUCCCCAACAAUAUCAACCACAACCAUAUGGACCAUAUGGACAGUAUGGUCCAUACGGCAGCGGCGGAAGCGGUAACAGUAGAGUAGGACAACAACAACAACAGUCAUCAGUACCCAGUUUUGGCCAAAAUAACAGCCAAUUCGGUGGUAGUAGAAGAGGUACUUCAACUGGCGGUAGACGAUCGCAGACAACAACAACAGGAUUUGACCCGAACAUAGCCAACCAUAAGGUCAAUACCAUUCCGCACGAUGACGCCGAAGAUGUCAACGAUGGUAGUUAUGAGGAACAGUCGUUUAGGACGCCAAACCCCCAAUUGAAUGGCCGAUCGUUUGAACAGAGACCGCGUAUCUUUUCAUCGUCGGCCACCACACACAACCAUAUGCCGUCCAAUAUGACAACAGUAGUACCGACGGCUACAUCGGUAUCAGUGCCAGUAAACAGCCGAUCAUUGAAUAAGUUUAAUGUCGACAACAAUAGCCGAAGUCGGGUCAAUACAAUCAAUGUGGACAACGACUCGACAUUCAGUAGAUUUGGAUUAUUUUAA
Oppia nitens is the source of this 2712-nucleotide messenger RNA. Its product is annotated as transcription factor mef2A-like. Lineage: Eukaryota; Metazoa; Arthropoda; Arachnida; Sarcoptiformes; Oppiidae. The coding region runs from base 1 to 2712 and encodes 903 amino acids. The record is from RefSeq and is a predicted model, not a curated record. The transcript is spliced from 5 exons.